CUUCCUUUUGGCGUCGGGCCGAGGCAGUAUCGACCUAGUUGUCGGUUUGGUUGCAUCUCAGUAGCACAGCGGCUUCGUCUUUAUCGUCAGUUUGUUGUUUGGCGCCUGCCUCAACCCCAUCUUGGGGGAACGGCCCAUGCCGACGGCCGCAGAGGACCAAGAAGAACAGAGCGGCAGCAUUGGCAGUGCCAAGGACCUUGCGGAGGCCAAUGGCAUUGCCAAUGGGACGUCGACGCCGAUGGCGUCAGCCGCCGCCGCCGCCGCCUCGCCGCCGCCCAAAUCGCUCUGCUGGCUGUUCGACUGGGUGAGGAAGGUGCAUUCACACACAAUUAUGGAUGAGAGCAGCGCAACAGAGUCAGAAAAGGCCAUUUGCAGUGAGUGAUACAUAUGAACGUGGGUGCAAUGCAUUGCAUGCGGUGUUGUUGGUUGGGUUUCGUUGCGUUGUCAGGAUGACACGUUGUUUCCAAGGUCCUUCUUCCGUAACUUGCGCGUGUCGUGUCGCAAAGAGUGCUCUCCGAAGAUGCUCACCGAUUUGCAAGCCGUCGAAGCCAAAGGCAUCAAAGGUCCGUCCGCCGUCCGUCCGCAAGGCAGUCAAAGGCAGCACAGCACCUUGCCCGUGUGUGUGGAUUGGAUUGGUGCGCUGUUUUGUUUUGUGCCUGCAGUGAUGGAGCGUGCGUUGGCUCGUGGCGACGUGGUGGUGAUAUCGAACGCGACCCAGCAGUGGCUGGUCCACUCCGGCGAGGAGUUCCUGCCCAACCUGGUCACCUACCUCAACACACACGGCGUCGAGCGCAUCAGCGCGCGGGACAUCAACGAACGGGACGAUAUCAUGCACUGGAAGGUAUGGCUGUCUGUCCCCCUACACAUACCAUACACACACACGCAGGGCAGAGGAGAGGGUCCAUCUAAUCUGAUGUGGGGUGCUGUGCUGUGGUGUGCUGGGCUGUGCUGUGGCGCGGUCUGUGUGUGUAGACGAAUGCGUUCAUGGCUCAGGUGCAGCGGCGGCUGCCGGGUCUGGAGGCUGUCGUGUCCAUCGGUGACGACCAGUACGAGAUGCAUGCACUGGAUAGAGUGGCCGAGUAAGGCAAAGAGACAGCCAAACAGCUAAACAGCCAGAUACCACACUACACUCGUGUCCUCUUCCCUUGCAUUGCAUGCCUUCGUUGAUCAAUCAGCCGGUACCGAGCGUUGCGUACCAACAAGGUCAAGCUCGAGGAGCAGCCCGACAUUCAGGAGUUGCAGAUGGUAUCCGUCCAAUCCACACACCACAGGGGUGACGCCGUCCAUUCCUCCCCCCUCUCUCCCUCUCUCUGUGUGUGUGUGUGUGUUGUAUCGGCAGGAGCUUGAUGUCUUGGAGCAGAAGUUGUACUCAGUGCUGGAGGCGCCAGGCACCCUCUGGCAAAUCAGGCUCCCCAACCGAGAACAUAGGUAUGUAUGUGUCCGUGUGUGCGCACUGCAUCCAUGGAUGUCGCGCAGAACGCAAAACAGACCGACCGACCAGAAUGUCUUCUCGUCCCGUUCAUGUGUGUGUGUGUGUGUGUGUGUGUAUGCAGUCGGCAGACCUUUUUGGAGCGUGCGUAUGCGCCGCCGCCUGUCAAUGACAAGGCGAGGCUCAUAUCGUCACAGGUAGGCAGCCCACACACACACACACACACACACACGUCCUCACACUUCCAAGACAAUAUGAGACACACACACGCAUUUAUUGCUGUAUGUAUUGUUGAUAUUGAUGUGUAUGGGUAUGUAUCUCUGUGUGUGUGGCUGGUUGAUGGAUGGAUGGCUGGAAGGAUCAGAGCAAGAUUUGCACCGGUUCAUUCCCCCCUGAGUUUGUGCCAGAAUUCGACGCCAUGCUCGCUAGCUAUGCCGUCAGCCAGGCCAACGGCAUCGGCAAUGGCACCACAGCAACCACCACCACCACCACCACCUCGCUCGCUCCGCUCGCCCCCCCUCCCCCCACCCCAUCGGGCCCCGCUGCCAUAGUCAACCGCAUCUCCGUCUCGUCGCCACCAUCGCCAUUCCCCGUACCGACCAUGGUCGCACCACCACCCCAGCCAUCAGCAGUCAACCCCCUGCAGCAGUGUGACGACAUGGCGCUGCCCCUCCUGCCGCUGCUGCCCGUGGCGCACUCCCAGAUCCAGGGGCAGGGUAUAAAUGCGCAUGCCGUCACACCGCCGCUGCCUCUGUCGGUGCCGCCCACCAGGACGCUCACCUUCUCGGUACGUGUUGACAACGAAACACAAGACACACACAGAGACAGAGAGAACAAGAGAACAGAAUAUAUACGUCGCAUGCCAUGCACGCAUCCUUCCUUCCCAUCUAUCUCCGUGUUGUCUGUCUUUGGUUGUCAGGACAUGGUGUGUGUUGACAAGAAGGGGGAGGGCGAGGGGGAUGGGGAUGGGGAUGAGGAGGACGGCAAGGCCCCGGCGGCAUCUGAGAAGAACGCACCCACCCGGUCGAUCAGCAUCAGCGCCAGUGCCAUGCCUCUGCCGGUGCUGCCCUUGCCGGUGCCUGUGUGGCCGGGCGGCCCGCAGAAGCACAAGAGGGGCGCCCCUGGCUGUGGUGGUGGUGGUGGUGACGGGGAGGAGGAGGACGCGGGAGGGGAUGCCGUGCGGAAGCCGAUGGACGAGCCUCUGGAGGACAUCCUAUCGGAGGGCGAGGCGGCCUGCACCCCACACGCGUCCAAACUUCCCAGCUUCCCCAGCAGCAGCACGAGCCACCUGAGCGAUGGCACUAGUGGUGCCAAGGACGACACGACCCACACCAACACCAGCAGCACCAACACCAACACCAACAUCAACACCAACACAGCUGUGGCUGAGCUGACGCAUGGCGAGGGAGAUGAUGCAGAGGCGGAUGACGUGGACCUGGAGGGGUACAUGGAUGUGGCGGGCGGGGAGGGUGAGGGUGAGGGUGAGGGCAUGGAGGCCGAGGGUGAGUACUUCGACGCCCUGGCCAUGCCGAUGGAGAUCGAGGAGAUGACGGCCAAGCCCAUGAGCCAGGACUUCCUGCUACCGCAGGACUAGGACCACCAGGAUGACAUCAAACCCAUGAGCCAGGACCUGCUGCACCAGGAGGAGGGGGAUGAUACCGACGACGGCAGGGUGACCAGGAUGAGCACCAGCUGAUCUGUAUGUGAGGUGCAUUUGGUUGGUUGAUGGGAUGGGUCUGGCUGAAUGGCUGAAUGGCUGUCUGGCUGCCUGGGUGUGGUGUGUGGUUGGAUUGCAUGUGAUUGAUUGAUUGCGUGAGUGAGUGAGUGAGUGAGUACAGACAGUAUCGAAGUAGUCUGCCUGCCUGAGCCUGAGGGAAGAGACAGAGACACACAGCUGCAGACAGACAGAUGUACCAUACACACACACACACAGGCGUAUCGUCUCCUAGCAGCGUUAGAGCCGUGUCGGCACACGCACACGCACACACAUAGAUACACACGCAGGGAGAGAGACAGAGACACGUCUAGAUCCUCUCCUCCCCCUGGCUCUAUCUAUCCAUCGGAUGGUUCCCUCGUCCAUCAGACAAGGUAGAGCAACGCCCUUCUCUCUCUCUCUCUCUCUGUCUCUCUCCCUCUGUCUGUCCGCCUGGUAGAAUUCGUAUGCUGCUCGUACAGCUGGCUGUGGCUGCUACCCUCUCUCUCCCUCUCGCUCUCUCUCUCGGCUGUCCGCAGAUGUGUGUAUGAGAUGAGUGGAUCUAUGUGUAGCAGAGAGCCGGCCGAGCGAACCGAUAGAUAUGCGAGUGAGCAGUUUCCCUUCGACGCGCACACAGAGACAGGGACUCAAGCAUGCAUUGCAUCCGCCGGAAGAGCGACAGAUAGGCUGGCUGGUGCAUGCGGCUCGUGUCGUGCGGACACACAGAGAGAGACACUAACUACACACUCCACUCGCUGGCUGCCUUCUGCAUGGCGCCGGCCAGUUAGUUGUGUGAAAGGGGUGGUUGUGGUUGUGCGUGUGUGUGUGUGGUUGUGUGUGUGUUGUGUGGAUGGAUGCCAUGAUAAAUGGGUGCGGUGCGUGGCGUGUACAUAGGUAGAGGGAUGAUACGAGGAGGGCGAUCGGAUUGGAUGGAUUGCAUUUGAUUGGAUGGGUGGUCGACGGACAGAGAGACUCGGAGAGAUGACAGACCGACCGACCGAU
Molecule: messenger RNA, 4124 nt
Organism: Vitrella brassicaformis
Lineage: Eukaryota; Vitrellaceae
Source: the annotation of a GenBank genome assembly